AUGCCUCCCACCAAGCCAGCCACAGCAGGCUCAAGGCUCGAAUCUCUCCCCGUCGAGAUCAUCCAGGAGAUCUUCCUGCACAGUCUGGAGGUCAACCUUCCGCGCGCAUCACCCCGUCUCGCGGAAGCCCUGUCCACGCCCGCGCUAUACACCUGGCUGAUCCGGCUCGCAUUCAGCAGCACCAACGCCAGCGCCGACCCCCACUUCUUCACAGAGGACUUCCUCCCGCGGCCCCUCGACUUCUUCGCCCUGUCCCCCGUGGAACGCAGAGACCUGCAGACCACCCUCCUGGCCUGCCGCUGGUGCACCCUCCCGCUCAUCCGGCAGUGCCAACGCGACUACCUCCGGCACACGAUCCACCAGAAAUGCCAGCCGGGGAGGGACUUCCUCUUCUCGCAGCAGGACGAAGCCACCCUCCUCUCGCUGGAGGAGCACCUCUCCCGCCUCAUCCACCAGGCCGGCCAAACCAGCCGCGCCAGCAGCCCAGGAAAAGGCGACCUAAUCCUCCCUGCCCACCCUAACCCCACCCCCAACCCAUCAACCACCCCCAAACCCCCCAAAAUAGCCCUCUACCUCCACCCCGGGGCCCUCCAAAUCCGCUCCCCAAACGACAUCUACUCCUCCAGCACCCCCUUCACCAGCACCACCACCUCCAGCUCCCCCAACACCUUCCGCCUCCCGACCUGCACCAUCCCCAGCCCCACCGGCACUCUCUCCGCACGCAUCCCCGACAAACUCCUAUCCGCCCCGUGGACGCCCCAGAAGCUCGAGUUUCUGGCCCUCUUAGCGCCGGACGCGUACCUCGACGACACGCCGGCGCACGACCGGUCGCGGCGCGCGCUGCGGCAGACGAUCCGGGCGCGGGAGUUCGACGCGUUCCAGACCCUGCUGAAGUUAAAGGUCCGCAUGCCCUGGUAUGAUUUCCCGGUGCCGUGGCCGGUCUCGGUGAAUCAUUUCUGCGCGGCGGUGAAGUAUGCUGAUGGCGUUGGGGAUGGGUUUGUGCGGGUGUUGGUGGAGGAGAGGUUGGGAUCGGGGAGAAGGUGA
Messenger RNA from Aspergillus japonicus CBS 114.51, 1044 nucleotides. RefSeq lists its product as uncharacterized. The record is from RefSeq and is a predicted model, not a curated record. The transcript is spliced from 2 exons. Bases 1 to 1044 code for a protein of 347 amino acids. NCBI's taxonomy places the organism in Eukaryota, Fungi, Ascomycota, Eurotiomycetes, Eurotiales, Aspergillaceae.